Molecule: messenger RNA, 1316 nt
Organism: Botrytis byssoidea
Lineage: Eukaryota; Fungi; Ascomycota; Leotiomycetes; Helotiales; Sclerotiniaceae
Exons: 3
Coding region: 233-625 (130 amino acids)
Source: RefSeq, a predicted model, not a curated record
AGGAUAAACUUCCUAAAUAUCCUAAAUUGAUAAUAACAAUAGCAAUAUAACUUACAGCCCUUCAAUCUGAAACUUAUCAUCUACCAGUACCUAGGUACAUAUACUACACAUACUUCUCCAACAUCCUAUUUUGUGGUUCGAAUCUAUAUUCUCCAUUUGAAAGACACAAACAAAGAUCGAUACAUUUUAUACCCAUAAUAAUUCCAUUUAUUCUAUUUCAAACAACAAAACAAUGGCUUGGGGAUCUUCAUCAAAGUCCCCUCCACCACCCCGCUCUGCUUUAAGCAAGUUGCUCCCUCUCCUCAUCUUCCUCGUCAUCGUCGGCGCAUUCGCAUUCGUCGGCUACCAAGUCUACCUCGUCACGCAACAAGUCUCGAAAUCUGCCUCGGACAAAAUGGCGUCCAAGAAUGUUUCGUUUACCAAAGACGGCGUCAAAGUUGGAGUGAAAGAGUUGAAAAAUGAAAAUUAUGUGGAUAAAACCCAAGGCUUCUUGGUCAAGGCUUGGAAUCUAAGUACAUGGCCUGCGUAUCAAUCAAGAUUGGGUUGGAAUGGUCCCAAAGAUAAUGGAAAUGGUGGGAAAGUAGAAUCUAGGAAACCGUAUUCUCGCUCCUCGUCCAACAGAUAAAUCAAACCCUCUCUGGCGCAAAUCUCGCUAAUUCCUCAAAUCUAUUUCUUCACAUUUUGUAUUACUGUACUCUUUUUCAAUUUACUCAUUGCCAGAUUCUCUCUGAAUCAAGCCAGACGGUAUCCUCUAAAGUGAGGACAAUGCAGCCAAUAGUCUUUUCGCUGCGGAAAGCAUGAAGUCUUGGGCAAAGAUCGAUGAAUGGGACAUUCAACGAUACUUUUAUAUUACAGAUCUACCAUACUCGCUCAUCAUCCAACCCCGAUCGCCGGGCUGGAUUGAAAAAGGAGAGGUCAUCUGAAGCCCCAGACCACCAUUACUUGUAAUUGCGCAAGCAUUGGAUUUAUGGAACAGAUGGGCGUUGAUCAGAUAUUUCCAUUCUCAUUUUCAUAGAGCUUCUCAAUACCUAUCUGGCAUUUCAUUUCUUCCAGCCCUCUUCAUCGGUUCAUGAAUACUGGUUUUACGACGACACAUAUAUGAGCAACUCCUAAGUUACGUUAUCUCAGAUCUCUAACUUCAUGGAGCCUCUUCAUAGAAGAGUCAUGAUACUAGAUAUAUAGCAAAGCUAUACAAAUCCCAUACUCAUUCUGACAUCAAAAUCUCACACCCUCCUCGUCUCCUCGUGUAAACUUUGAGAAGUGAAUAUGAAUAGAGCUUCUUCAACGCAAUAUCAUCCGUAAAGAGUACCCAAAUU